UUCACCCCACUCGGACUAAGUGACCCUUAGACCUUUAGUCCUCACAAGCGCCUACGCGCCGAAUAUCAUUAUCUCUCACCGUGCAUUCAUGAUACUCACCCAUAAUCCUGUGGUGCAAUUACUUACAUAUGUUCUUGCUCGGAUUGUCGUAUCGCCCUUCCACGUCCUCAAUGCAACCCCUAGAGCGAAUAUAGGAGGAUACCAGGGAGGUCAUGGCGCCUCAAGGAGAGAUCCCCGUCGCAGCCAAUGUGCUGGGGACUAUCGGGACAGUGCUAUGGUCGAUCCAGUUGAUACCGCAGGCAUGGACGAAUUGGCGGACCAAGAGCACCGAGGGCUUGCCUGCGAGUAUGAUGUUCUUGUGGGCAUUAUGCGGUGUCCCUUUCGGUGUAUACGCCAUCGUCCAGAACUUCAACAUCCCCAUCCAAGUGCAGCCCCAGGCCUUCGGGAUCCUGUGUAUAAUCAAUUGGGGCCAGAUCCUGCUCUAUACCUAUAAAUGGCCGCUCUGGAAAGUCCUCGCUAUCACCAUCGGCACGACCGGUGCCUUUGGCGGCGUUGAAGCAGCCCUGGUUCUGACGAUCCGCCCAAUCUACAAAGCCGGAAACGAGACCCCAGUCAUCAUCAUCGGCGUCAUCGCCGCCAUCCUCCUCGCAGCGGGCCUUCUGCCUCCAUACGGCGAGGCCUGGAAGCGAAGGGGGCGCAUCAUCGGGAUCAAUUUUCUGUUCUUAAGCAUAGACUCGUCAGGCGCGAUAUUCUCGCUCUUCUCGCUCGUCGCGCAGCAUACUUUUGACGUCUUGGGAGGUGUCAUGUACAUUAUCGUUAUUGUCUUAGAAUUGGGAAUCUUCGCAUCGCAUUUCAUUUGGCUCUUCCAGACACGUAAGAUACGGAAGCAGGCGAAGGCAGAGGGCAAGACUUUCGAUGACGUCAUGGCGGAAUAUGAGGAGCAGGGCGUGCCGUUUAAGUUUGCUGAGCGCAAGGGGACGUGGCCUUGGAGGAAAAGUAAGGGUGAUGAAGAGAUUGCUAUGGGAAGCGAUGAGAAGAUUUCUAAUAAGAGCCGUGAUGUGAAUGAGGCGGCUGAUAAGAAGGAUGUGAGUGAUGAGGGUGCGAGAAGAAGUGGUCAGGACUCGGAGGAUUGAGAUGCAUGAUAUGAUGAAUGAGCGAAAUAGAGCAGUUUAUUAGACCAUACGGCAUGUAAAAUGCUACAUUCAAAUUGGCAGAACUUACA
Molecule: messenger RNA, 1222 nt
Organism: Xylaria bambusicola
Lineage: Eukaryota; Fungi; Ascomycota; Sordariomycetes; Xylariales; Xylariaceae
Product: PQ-loop-domain-containing protein
Exons: 6
Coding region: 213-1133 (306 amino acids)
Source: RefSeq, a predicted model, not a curated record